Molecule: messenger RNA, 1463 nt
Organism: Lactuca sativa (garden lettuce)
Lineage: Eukaryota; Viridiplantae; Streptophyta; Magnoliopsida; Asterales; Asteraceae
Source: RefSeq, a predicted model, not a curated record
CCUUUAUAAACCCAUUCUUUUAAGCUACACUUUCUUUCUCAAUAAUCAAAAUAAUACCAAACACCAUGUCAUCGGACCACCCAAUCCUCCACCGGCGGCCCACCUGCAACCGCAACCUUAACAACUCUCCAUCGCCACCUCCGCCGCCACCUCCACCGCCAUCAUCUAAACCCAAUGUCACUACCACCCUCUACCACACCCACAUCGGCAUCUUCGCUCUCACCUGGUCCCGCACCCUCUUCGGCCGAUCUCUCUACCUCCACCUCCUCCCUUCCUCCGCCAACGACGACGAUGACGAUUCCAUUUCCACCACUUCAUCCACCCAAACCGCCGCCGCCACUCCUUCCUUCCACUUACAAAUUAAACCCUUGAUUUUCUGGAAUAGACAUGGCUCCAAGAAGAUCCCAAUCUCUAGCAAUAAAAACGAGUUCAUCCACAUCUAUUACGAUCUGUCUCGGGCCAAGUUCGGAUCAGGUCCAGAACCCAUAUCAGGAUUCUACAUCGCCGCCACUGUCUCCGGUCAAAUGACACUCCUCGUCGGAGAUUCCCCGAAACAAGCCUACUCCAAGGCUAAAUCGACUCAAUCGAUUAAAAACCAGAUCACCGUCCUCCGCCGCGAACACGUCUACGGCAUAGCCAACAAGAAAUACAACACCAAAGCAACUUUCCGGGGCAAAACUCGAGAGAUAACCAUAGAUUGCACUCGAGUGGCCGGCGGCGACGAUUCUAGAUUAUACUUCUCAGUUGACAACAAAAGGGUAUUGGUAGUGAAACAUCUGCAAUGGAAAUUCAGGGGUAACGAAAGAGUCGAAAUCGACGGCGUUCACAUUCAAAUUUCGUGGGAUGUUCACAACUGGCUUUUAGAAGAAGAAAUCGACGACGGUUACGCAUUAUUCAUGUUCAGAUUCGAAAAAUCCGGAUUCGAUUACCACGAAGACGACAAGUACUUAUCUCGAUUGAAUGCAUCUGGGUCUGGUAUUUCCGGAAUGGGAUCAGGUUUCGGAUUUGGAUUCGAGAUGAAGAAGAUGAAGAAAGGAAUGUUGAAGAGGGUGAAAAGCUCGUCGUCGUCAUCACUGUCGUCGGCGUCCUCCGGCUGUGGAUCGGUGAUGGAAUGGGAAAGUGUCGAGGAGAAUGAACUCAAAGGGCCUUCUGGUUUUUCAUUGCUUGUUUAUGCUUGGAAGAGUUAACAAUCAUUGAUCAAAAAUGGUGCUCGAAGAAGAUGAUCCCAAAUAGUUUUCCGGUAUAUUUUUUUUGAUCUUUUUUUGUCAAUGUGAAGUGAGAAUUAUUCGGAAUUAAUUUUCUUGAGUGAUUAAUUUUUUGAUUUUUAGUAAGAAAUUGUUGGGGAUUAAAUUUUUUUCGAGGACAAUUGAAUUUGUUGUUUGGUGUUUGGUGUCAUUAACAUGAAUACUUGUAACAAAAGAGAAGGAAUUCAUUCAUCAAUGUAAUAUAAAUUGUUGUUUUUU